Molecule: messenger RNA, 882 nt
Organism: Phytophthora infestans T30-4
Lineage: Eukaryota; Oomycota; Peronosporomycetes; Peronosporales; Peronosporaceae
Exons: 3
Coding region: 1-882 (293 amino acids)
Biological process (GO): NAD-cap decapping; nuclear-transcribed mRNA catabolic process
Cellular component (GO): nucleus; cytosol
Molecular function (GO): mRNA 5'-diphosphatase activity
Source: RefSeq, a predicted model, not a curated record
AUGGUUCAGAUUGGAGCCAAUUUACUCGACGGAUUCGAGGAAUACACUGCUAAGGAUGAAGCUAAUCCGACAGCACCACCUGCACCUAUCGCUCCAUUAUUGGCAGCGCUGGAACAUUUCCAAGGUGAUAGUAAAGAUCGAGAGAAGGCGCACUUCGUCACGUAUCGAAACAACCUGAACAAGAUCAUGGGGACACCGUACAACAGCAAGAAUGCCUGGACAUUUGAAGUUGAGAAGCGUGCCGGUUGCGUGUAUUUGGAUGUGCGAAGGACACAGGAGGACAUCGACAGCAACCGCAAUCCACACGAGAAUCAACGCCGUGGGGCUUUUGCUGGACGUCGCUUUGAGAUCUACGCGACUCAUCCGAAACAAGAUGACGAAGAGCGGAAAGUGAACGAGGACGAGGAGUUUUGCAGCAUCUCGGCCAUGGCGCUGGGUGACAAGCGCCUGGUUGUUGCAGCUGAGAUCGAUUGCUACGAAGACAAGGGUCACAAUGAGCGUGAGUACGUUGAGCUCAAGACUUUUCGACUGCUACAGCGCGAGAAAGACCAGCUCGUCUUUGAACGCUUCAAGUUGUUAGCAUUCUGGAUCCAGUCGUUCCUAGUGGGUACGCCCAAGAUCGUCUGUGCGUUUCGCAGCGACGAUUUCCAAGUGCGUAAACUGCAGAGCUUUCGAGUCACUGACAUCCCGAGCUUCUGCCGACAACAUUGGGUACGUUGUCGCAGCCCCAUCGUUUGUUUGAAUUUCACAAAGGCGCUACUGGACUGGAUCUAUGAUCAUGCUCAGGAGGGUCGUGCGCACCGCGUCACAUACAUCCCGCAACGGCACGUGGUCGAAAUGGAGCUGUCGUCCGAGCCUUCGUUCCUGCCCACGCAGAGCUGA